Molecule: messenger RNA, 2915 nt
Organism: Pollicipes pollicipes
Lineage: Eukaryota; Metazoa; Arthropoda; Thecostraca; Pollicipedomorpha; Pollicipedidae
Product: Bardet-Biedl syndrome 2 protein homolog
Exons: 17
Coding region: 173-2353 (726 amino acids)
Biological process (GO): non-motile cilium assembly
Cellular component (GO): neuron projection; motile cilium; BBSome
Molecular function (GO): protein binding
Source: RefSeq, a predicted model, not a curated record
UGCGGGGAUUCGGAGAUUGGUGGGGAUGUCCGGCAUGCUCAUAACAUUGUGGCCCUAUAAAUUCUGGUUGAAUUGAACAUGAUGGAAAGCCCCGAAAACUGAAGCUGGUUGUUUUGAAGCACCUGCCCGAGUCUUGGGUGAGCGGCGGUACCUCGCCGCCGGACGGGAGACCAUGCUGCCCCUCUUCACGCUGAAGCUGAACCACAAGCUGGUGCCGGGCCUGGUAUCCCUGGGCGUGUACGACGGCACCUACCCCUGUCUGACGGCCGCCACCAGCGGAGACAAGCUACUCGUGCACAACCCGCACGAGAGGAGCGGCGAGCUCGGUGGACGACUGCAGGGCAGUAAGGCCACCUCGGACGUCUCUAUCCUCAACAUCAACCAACAGGUGACGUCGCUAUGCUGCGGCCGUCUGAAGAAGUCGACUACAGAUGGCAGUCCGGUCGGCGACGUGCUGUGUGUGGGCACGCCCGCCAGUCUGCAGGUGUACGACGUGGCCAAUAACGCCGACCUCUUCUACAAGGAUCUGCCGGACGGUGCCAACGCGCUGGUGGCCGGCCGGCUGGGUGACCGGCCCGAGCCGCUGGUGCUGGUCGGCGGCAACUGCGCCCUGCAGGGGUUCACGGCCGAUGGCAGCGACCCCUACUGGAACGUCACCGGCGACAACAUCCGCUCGCUGGCGCUCAUGGACUUCAACCAGACCGGCCGCAACCAGCUGCUGGUCGGCUCGGAUGACUUCGACAUCCGCAUCUUCAACGACGACGACAUCGCGCACGAGGUGACGGAGACGGAGGCGGUGACGGCGCUGCAGCCGCUCUCCGGCUCCCGCUUCGGCUACGCUCUCGCCAACGGCACGGUCGGCGUCUACGACAAGACCACGCGCUGGUGGCGCAUUAAGUCGAAGAACUCGGCUGUGGCGCUGCAGAGCUUCGACAUCGACAACGACGGCGUGCCCGAAUUGGUCACCGCCUGGAGCAACGGCAAGGUGGACGCCCGCAGCGACCGCACCGGCGAGGUCGUCUUCAAGGACAACUUUAACGUAUCCGUGGCUGGCCUCACCGUGGGCGACUAUCGGAUGGACGGCAAGGAUGCGCUCAUCUCCUGCUCCGUGGAAGGCGAAGUGCGCGGCUUCUCGCCGUCCAGCAGCUCGCAGCGGGCGGCCAGCCAGGCCACCGACGGCAGCACCAUAGAGCAGCAGACCAUCCACGAGCUGUCGCAGCGCCGCCAGACGCUGCUGCUCGAGCUGCGCAACUACGAGGAGAACUCGCGGGUGGACCAGGCAGUGCGAGUCAGCGGCACGCGGCAGACGGUGGAAAACGUCGGCAUCAUCCCGGCCAACACGCAGCUACAGACGGGCCUGUCAGUCAACAUGGGCUCGGAAAACGUGCCGCCGCACGUGGAGAUCACCCUAGCCACCUCCAACGACACCGUCAUGCGGGCGGCGCUUAUUUUCGCCGAGGGUAUUUUCCAGGGCGAGAGUCACGUGGUGCACCCGCCGGCCGGCCUCUGCUCCAACACGAUCCGCGUGCCGCUGUUCCCGCCCAAGGACGUCACGUACGACCUGCACAUCAAGGCGCUGGUGGGGUACGCCAACAACCAACACUACCACGUGUUCGAGCUGACGCGCCAGCUGCCCCGGUUCGCCAUGUACGCCAUCACCACCGAGCCCGUGCAGCCGCCCCGCGGAUAUGUCACCUUCAAACUCAACGAGCGCGUCCAGCGGAUGGUGCUGUGGCUGAACCAGAACUUCCUGCUGCUGGAGGAGCUGGCCGUGCCAGGCGACAUUGACGUCACGAUGUCGUCGCUGCGCACGUGCCGGCCGCUGCAGCUGCAGAUGAAGCAGUCGGGCCAGGUGACGAUCCGCGUGGACGACAUGGAGCUGGCCGGCGACAUCAUCCAGGCGCUGGCCACCUUCCUCAAGGCCGAGGACAUACAGUCGGAGGCCGACUUCCCGGCCGAGCUGGAACAGCUGGAGCGCACGCUCUCCAAGGUGGUGGAGUACCAGUCAGUGCGCGAGCGGCUUAGCGCCGAGAUGGCCGACUACUCGGGCAUCAUCCGCAGCCUGGUGGUGCGCGCCGAGGACGCGCGUCUCAUGGCCGACAUGAGGUCGAUGAAGCGCUGGUACAUGGAACUGUUCGACGUGAACCGCGACCUCAUCAGUGACUACAAGAUCCGCUGCAACAACCACGACGAGCUCAUGACGUGCCUCAAGCAGGUCAACCAGACCAUCCAGAAGGCCGGCAAGCUCAGAGUCGGCAAGCCCAAGUCGGCCGUGAUCACCGGCUGCCGCAUGGCCUUCAAGAGCAACAACAUCCCUUCCCUGCUGAAGAUCAUCCGUACCGGCGACUCCUAGCGGCGCGGCUGUCGGCGCCUGAUCCCGGCCCUCGCCGCCGCCUCAUCCUCCGGGCGGCGCGCUGAGGCGAUAGCGGGCUGCUGUGGCGGCGCCGUGCAGAGACUGUCCGGACGCCUUUGUCGGAGGCCGCACCGCCGCCUUCUCAGCACUGUUUGGUGGGGUCUACAUGGAUGUGUCGGUCCCGCCCCAGGACACGCGCGAUCGCGGCCCUAGGGCCUCACCUGUGUCUGUCACCUUGAGCGUCUGGGAUGGGUUUCAACUGAUCUCUACUGGUCCCGGCCUGGCGCCUCAAGGCUCCCCUGGAGCUGUGCCUGGUUCUCUCCCGAGAACAUUGUUGGACUCAAUCUUCCUUGUCUUGUCUUUCUGCGCCGUCUGGACCAUUCCUGAGCCGGCGCAGCGGCGCAGGCGGCGGUCUCGUGGUCCGCCAUCGAGCUGGCUGGGCUCCCCUCCCCUCCCCGUGUACCCCAGCCGAGAGUUCACGGGUGCCCGGCGAGCGGUGCCGGGCCGCACAGCUGAUCGCGGCGGCUGCGGUCUGGCAGCGACGCGCCACAGCCGGAGCCGC